Loa loa (African eye worm) is the source of this 375-nucleotide messenger RNA. RefSeq lists its product as hypothetical. The record is from RefSeq and is a predicted model, not a curated record. Lineage: Eukaryota; Metazoa; Nematoda; Chromadorea; Rhabditida; Onchocercidae. The transcript has 4 exons. Bases 1 to 375 code for a protein of 124 amino acids.
AUGGAAGAAGUAUCCAAUGAAGCACUCACUCAAUCAAAUGAAGUGGAUGAAAUAUCAGAGAAGCGUUAUUCCACUCUCCACAGCUUAUUGUCUUUAAUCGCCAGGAAUACUCUUCGGAUACGCAUCCUUUACAUUGUCAUCCCACAAGCAUCGGCGAGAUUAAUUGUUUCGGCUCAACAUGUAUCGGUACCGCAUGCAUUAAACGUUCUGCUCUUAUCGAUGGAAUUCUACGAGUGCAAAAAAUGUGCCAACAAACGAGUGAACCAUUGCUGGAGUACUGUGAAACCAGCGUUCUCUGGAAAGGAGGUACAGGUGCCGAAUGCAUCUGUCAAACUGAUUACUGCAAUAACACCGGAAAAAUAUUUCAAAACAUAA